ACAGCAGGAUAUAAUUGAAAUCAAAUUCAAAUCAAGAGAUGAAUUUUCUGGACUAUGAAAAAGCGGUUGAAGUGUCUGAAAGAAACAAUUUCAUAUAGUUUGAAAUCAGAUAGCCAACGAAACUACAAACUAUUAAGUGUAAAACCUAGAUCUCAGAAAAUACAUCAAACUACUUGCGAUCAAUAAAUGAAUUUACUGUACUGAAAUUACCAUGCUGCCUUUUCAUAUAUCACUCUUCAACAAGUUGGUCCAUCAUUUCGUGUCAGCAUCAGAUGCUCUCAAAGAUGAUUGGUUCGUCGAAAAACAUUACAACGCUCAUUGCGCCGAAGAACUAAUCUUACGGAAAAAAGUGACAAUUUGUAAAGAAAACAAUGUCUCGGGAGAAAGCAGUGGGGAAGAGGACUUGGAGGACGAUGGAGUUUUUAGUGAUGAAUGUGGAACAGAUAUAUUGACAUGGGAUUACCAGAUUAUAUUCAGUGAGAGUUUUUGUGCGCCGAUUCUGUAUUUCAAUGUUUCCGACUCUAGCGGCAGGCCGGUGAGUUUGGAUGGAUUGCAGGUUGAAACAAAAAGUAAUUUCGGUGUAAUCUCACAACAAAUGCAUCCGAUUUUUAACUUUCCUUUCUACUAUGUGCAUCCUUGUGACAUGGCAAGCAAUAGCAGCUGGUUUAAACUAGCAAAAGAAAGUGGAACCAAUGCAUUGGUAACAUGGCUUUCAACUGUGGCCAGUAUUGUCAAUUUAACAAUUCCUGAACAAUAUUCACGUUACAAAUUUGACUAUUGAAUCUCGAAUUAUGGAACGUUUUUUUUCUUUAAUGUAAAAUUAUGCUCAAUUAUCGCUAAAUUUAAUAAAGAACAUGUGAGAAAUGACCAACAUUUAGCUCUUUGCUGACUACCUAGUAUCUUUAUCUAACAUUUGAGUUUAGGCGAUAGAAAAAUCUCAUCACCAUUCUUGUUUCUGUUUGUAAUUUGUUAAGAAAAAUUGAAUGAUGUGAAUGAUUUCAAAUAGAUGUCAUUUAACAAUA
Messenger RNA from Nilaparvata lugens (brown planthopper), 1022 nucleotides. RefSeq names its product ubiquitin-like-conjugating enzyme ATG10. The record is from RefSeq and is a predicted model, not a curated record. Gene Ontology annotation, molecular function: Atg12 transferase activity. The transcript has a single exon. NCBI's taxonomy places the organism in Eukaryota, Metazoa, Arthropoda, Insecta, Hemiptera, Delphacidae. The coding region runs from base 212 to 781 and encodes 189 amino acids. Gene Ontology annotation, cellular component: intracellular anatomical structure. Gene Ontology annotation, biological process: macroautophagy; protein modification by small protein conjugation; protein lipidation.